This is a messenger RNA of Sorex araneus (European shrew), 2023 nucleotides long. It is a transcript of the gene RGS19, whose product is annotated as regulator of G protein signaling 19. The record is from RefSeq and is a predicted model, not a curated record. Bases 557 to 1729 code for a protein of 390 amino acids. Lineage: Eukaryota; Metazoa; Chordata; Mammalia; Eulipotyphla; Soricidae. The transcript has 5 exons.
UGGACUGGGCGGGCUCGCGUGCCUUUCCCUUCUGCGGCGCGGUGCCGAGGCCGCUCCCGAGGGAGCCCCUGUCCCCACGGCCGGUCGCGGACACGCCGGGCAGGGGGCGCGCGGGCCGCGGCGGGGGCGAGGGCCUGCCCGCCCUGGGCGAGUCGCGGGGGCCCUCACGGCAGGGGCGGCCACACCCCUUCCUCUCCCCAGAAGUCCCACCCUGAGGGCAGCCCCCAGCCGCAGCUGAGGCUCAGGUCCCCGCCUGGAGCCCAGAGAUGCCAGAGCAGACCCCGUCGUGGCCACGAGCAGGGGUGGGGUGAGCAGGGAAAGCGAGUGCCUUUUGGAUGCUGUGCUGGGGGCUGCUCCGCUGGGGGCCGUACCCCCCUUGCCCAGGAGAGGCACCACAUAACUGCCCGGUGGCCGCAUUCAGGAUGCCCCGGGUUCAGUGGGCCCUCACCAGAGGGAAGUGGACGUAAGGAGGGGCCGUGGCCUCAGUGCCAUGGCCCGGAGGUAGGGGCAGCUUCCUGGCUCGCACUGCCCUUGUGGGUCUGGGCCCGUGCAGCUGAUGCUUUGCAAGACAUUCUGGACAUUGGCCCCACAGCCCACGGCAGGGAGUGGAUGGGGACAGGGUGACCUGGGCAGUUCAGGCACCAGCAGGCUGGAAGGUGCCAGGGCACCCGAGGGCCAGGCCUCCUGGAAACUCUGCGAAGUCCCCCCAAGCCUAUGUGAGGCCUGUCCUGCGGCCGCUGUUGGAGGCCUAGGGCCUUCUGGGACCCCGUCCCCCUGCACCGCGGGAGGGAGGGAGCAGGAGCCGGAAACCAAGAAGAGGAACCAGGUUCUGGCUUCCCAGAGACCGAGGGCCCAGGGCUGCUCUGAAUCCUGCCCUGGACGUCCUGGUAGGGCCCCUCGUGGUCCCGACCCGCCCCACCCCACCCCCACCCUGGGUGGCUGUCUGCAGGGCUGGGAGGUGCAGACCCCUGCAGCCCUUCCCGGCGGUCAGCUCCGCCUCUUCUUUCAGAGGCCCCUGUCUGUGGUGAGGGUCCCAGAACCAGCACCAAGGAGCCCCGGGGUGCAGCCCCACCCACCCAUGCCCACCCCACAGGAGGCCGAGAAGCAGCACCCGGGGCCAGAGGAGGCAGCGCAGCCCCCACCCAUGUCCAGCGAUGCCUGCCCUCCCGCAGCCCCCAGCCGCAGCCCCUGCUGCUUCUGCUGGUGCUGCUGCUGCAACUGCUCCUGGAAUGAAGAGCGGCGGCGGGCGUGGCGGGCCUCCCGGGAGAGCAAGCUGCAGCCCCUCCCCAGCUGCGAGGCGUGUGCCACCCCGAGCCCCGAGGAGGUGCAGAGCUGGGGACAGUCCUUUGACAAGCUGAUGCACAGCCCUGUGGGCCGCGGCGUCUUCCGGGAGUUUCUGCGCACGGAGUACAGCGAGGAGAACAUGCUCUUCUGGAUGGCCUGCGAGGAGCUCAAGGCCGAGGCCAACCAGCACGUGGUGGACGAGAAGGCGCGGCUCAUUUACGAGGACUACGUGUCCAUCCUGUCCCCCAAGGAGGUGAGCCUGGACUCGCGCGUGCGGGAGGGCAUCAACAGGCGGAUGCAGGAGCCCUCGGCGCACACGUUCGAUGACGCGCAGACGCAGAUCUACACGCUCAUGCACCGGGACUCCUACCCCCGCUUCCUCAGCUCCCCCACCUACCGGGCCCUGCUGCUGCGCACGGACUCCCCUGCCUGCAGCGAGGCCUAGCCCACACAGACGCCCCCCUCGGGGGGCCAGGCCGUGCCAGGACCCUGCAGAAGCCCCCUCGGCCCAGGCCCGCUGCCCACGCUCCUGCGGGCCCUUCUGUGUGGCCCCUGGCAGGAAUCGCCACAGACGGACCCACACGCCGAGCAGUGGAGACGAGGGGAGAACCUCCACCCGGGCUGGCCUCGUCCAGGAGCCAGGCCGCAGGACCCGGCCGGUUUUACAUGUCUCUAAGCCUUAACCCUCAGCACAUGUUCCUUGCUGUGUUUUAUCGAAAGAGAAAAGUGUUUUCGUAUU